CCUUCUUCCUUCUACUUCUUCCUCAGCUGCUCAAUCCGAAAAGUCUUUCCCACCUUGUUGACUCCGUCUUCUUCACAGACAUGGCGCGGAGACCAGGAACCUCCGCUUCUUCUUCACCCACGAUGUCUCCGUCACAUCGGAUGACCAGCGGCGGCGGAGGAAUCUCAGGCAAGAGCACGCUUCGGAAACAAAACGCCGCGGAGCUGCUCGCGAAAGUCAUGGAGAAGCGCGAUUAUGAUUAUGAUUACGACGAUGAAGACGGAGGCGAAGAUCUGUACCAGGUACAUCUUCCGCCUCUUACUCAGUCUCGAAGACGAGGUGAUAAGCGUACCGGUAAGGGUCCGGUCAGCGGGAAAAAGGCUCCGGCGAAGAAACCGGUCAUACUUCGUCCGCCUAAAUUUGACGGUGAAUCCGACGAAGACGAAAUUAUACCCGAUGUGCCCCAGAGUCCGAUGAUAAUUCCUAAAAAGAAUGUUAGGGAUCCGAAAAAAGCUCCGACGGUGAAACCAGUCGUACUUACACCGGCUAGAUUUGACGAUGAAAUAGACGGUGACGAAAUCAUAGCUGAUGUUCCCCGGAAUCCAGUGGAGAUUAGGGGUCCGGUCAUCGGGAUGAUAGCUCCGGCGGUGAGACCAGUCGCACUUCCGCCGCCUAAAUUUGAUGAUGAUGAAGUCGACGGUGAUAAAAUUAAAGGUGACGUGCCUCGGAAUCCGGUGGAGAGUCCUGAAAAGACUAGUAAGGGUGCACUGAGGGUUAGAGUUCCGGCAUAUUCGCGGCGGAAUCCGUUGGAGGAAUUCGAGCAGAACGGAGAAGGGAAACUAAAUGUUCAAUUUGAUGUACCACAAAAACAAUCGGAAGCUCAAUUAAAGUAUAAGAAAAGUUUCAGGUUUCGUCCUGCAGAUAUUUUAGCACCUAAUAACUAUAACCAGCAGGAAGAUGAUCGAGAAGCUUCAGCCCUGCGUGAUGAAUUAGAUAUGCUUCAAGAAGAAAACGAUAAUAUACUGGAUAAGCUUCACAAUGCUGAAGAAAGACGCGAAGCAGCAGAAGCAAGGGCUAAAGAGCUUGAGAAACAGGUUGCUUCUCUAGGUGAAGGAGCAAACUUUGAUGUCAAGCUCUUGAAGAGGAAAGAAGCCGCAUUGCGUCAAAGAGAGGCAGCAUUAAGGGCUGCUGAACAGAAAAGAGAUGGAAGAAAUAGGGAAACUGAUGCCCUAAGUGCAGAAUUUCAGUGCUUGAAAGAUGAAGCUGAGAAGGCUGCCGAACAGCUCCACGAGGCUGAAGCUGAAACAAAGUCUCUUCGAACAAUGAUACAUAGAACCAUUCUGACUCAAGAAGAAAUGGAGGAAGUUGUCCUAAAGAGAUGCUGGCUUGCUCGCUACUGGGAACUAGCUGUUCAACAUGGAAUAUGUGAUGAUAUAUCCACGUUAAGACAUGAACGUUGGUCAGCUUUAGCUCCUCUUCCCUUUGAAGUUGUCCUUUCUGCUGCCCAAAAGCCUGAAGACUCAUGGCAAACAGGUGGUAGCGACCGCACUUGGAGCAAAAUCGUCAGUAAUUUCAGUGAUGUCAAUGGAGAAGGAAACAUAGAGAGUAUGCUUGCUGUUGAAGCGGGUUUGCGAGAGAUAGCAUCCUUGAAGGUAGAGGAUGCUUUAAUGCUUGCACUUGCUCGGUCUAGACACAGAAAUGUGGUCCGACAAGCCGUCAGUGAUUCCAGGGUACAAGGGGAAUCUAAGUUCUCCGACGCAUUUGAGUUGAGCGAAGAUGAGCAACAUGAUAUUCUCUUUAAAGAGGCAUGGUUGCUGUAUUUUUGGAAAAGAGCUAAAAUCCACGGCGUGGAAAGUGAUAUAGCGGAAGAGCGUCUUCAGUUCUGGAUCAAUCGUCUCGGGCAACAGCCAUCUUCACAUGAUGCAGUUGAUGUGGAAAGAGGAAUGAGGGAGCUAAGGAAGCUCGGAAUAGAACAACAGUUGUGGGAGACAUCUCGUAAGGAACUCAUCGACUCAUCUUUUCUUCCUUCUCAUUCCGUUUCUGACUACUAUGAUGAGUGACCGACCACCUCUAAUCUCGCCUUUGCCUCCAAUAUUUUACAUUCACGACAUAGACGCACACACACACAUAUACACACACAAAGGUUAUCAAAAUCACUCUCCUUCCUUUUCCACAAAAGGUUAGAAAGACAGAAGAAUUCAAUACUACAAUGUACAUGCUUUGCUUUCAGACUGUGUUCCUAUUGUUGUGGAUAUUCUUUGACUUCCAUGUUGUUACUUGUAUAAUAUACUCUUCAAUACUUUACCUCAUACAAGUUUUUGAGAACAAAAA
Molecule: messenger RNA, 2310 nt
Organism: Capsella rubella
Lineage: Eukaryota; Viridiplantae; Streptophyta; Magnoliopsida; Brassicales; Brassicaceae
Product: coiled-coil domain-containing protein SCD2
Exons: 16
Coding region: 81-2039 (652 amino acids)
Biological process (GO): cytokinesis by cell plate formation
Source: RefSeq, a predicted model, not a curated record